GUUAUGGACGUUUGCACUAGUUCAGUCAAGGCGUGCAUCCAUGCACCCGGGGAAAUUGUAUUUUUGGCUUGGUACAAACUUUGUUGACUACUUACUCGACUCGUUCGAGGGCUUGAAACGUGUUGUCAUAGCCAAGGAGCGAUAGAUGAGCACAUUUUAUUUGAAUUCUCAUAAGGAGUCGUUUUAAGAGCGAACAGAAUAGUAUACUAUUACUAAUAUCUGAAGAUUAUUUUCUAAUGAGAUUCAAGAUGCAUUAUUUUUUGUGAUUAUUGUCUCCUACGGUUGGUCACCCCAUGGUCGAUGGUCACCCUGACCAUGUUUGCCCUGAUUGCGUAACAUUGACUUCCCGGAUAUGGGUUAGAGAACAACUAAAGGAAACUUAUAUAGUGGCUGAUUCGUAAGACUUGCUCAUGAAAGAAAAGCAUGGGAAUUUUAACGUUUAUCUCGAAAUCCGCCAUUAUUGGCCUACUGCAUUAUUGAUUUUGGAAGCCGUGACUCUUAGCUAAUCUGUUAUCACCAACUUAAUGUCUUAUUGGCCUACCGAUCCGUUUUUUACCGGAAGGUGGUCACGGCAUAUACCCGCAAUCCAUAUCUGUCACUAAUCGCAACAAAUUAGAGACGGCAAGUCUGAACCAAGAUGACAUCUUUGCCUACAUUUAUUUCAUAUUUGAAAUCUAAAAAAGGAAUCCUCAGGUAAACAAGACCAUUAAACGAGCUAUCCCACAUCACAUCACUAGGCUCCUCAUCUGUUUCAUACUCUCCUGCAGACUCGAGACUGACUGCCCUUGAUAUUAAAGUAAUAGCUUUCACCGGACGAGCUAAUCACAAGUCUUCAACAUGCCUGGAACUAAUUGGACUAAACUAUUUUACUGUCUGCUCAUUCUUGUUGUCCUUCUGCAUAUUGCCAAAAGGUGUGAUGGAAGAGCGGUGUUGUCUUUAAGACUCGGUCAGUUUCUCAAUCCAGUCAGCAGGUUAUAUGGUAAUAAUUGUUGUAACUUCAGGGAUGGGCAAUGUAGUCCGUGUUACUACGAGUUCCAGAUCUGCGUCUCUCACCUCUCAAGUUUCCACUAUUCGUCAACCGGCGAUCCAUUAUGUGACUACGGGAGAUGGCAUUCUGGAAUAAUACAACCAGGGGCUGAACCUUUUUAUCUACCAUCAAGAUUUCCAAGUGGUCAUUCGAAUCCAGUUCAGAUCAACAUUCCUGAUUGGAAGGGUCGGGUUCGAGUGACGAUUAGCGUGAAAGACGUCGGUGAGUGGGGCUAUAGUAACGAUCCGGUGAUCGAGUAUACAUUAGUUGUUAAGGAGUUCAGCCCAGCAAGGACGGAAGUAAACGCUAGGUGGUACUAUUGGUUUCUUGUCAGAUACGGUGUAAGACUGGGUUUGAGGUAUUCUGUAUACUGUCAACGAGACUAUUACGGUGACUUAUGUCAAGUGUACUGCCGAGCUCCUACGUUCUAUGACCGGUACACCUGCGAUCCCAAUACGGGUCAAAUGAUUUGUCUCCCAGGUUACACAGGUUACAACUGCCAAAGACGGAUUCUGCCGACAGGAUAUCCAUGGUGGUGGAGGCCUGGCGGGAGAGGUCCUGUACCCCAGACACCGUUCACCACGACGGUAGCAUCAAGCAAAUCAACAGAAACAAUUUCUUCUACGGUUAACGUGGAAACACCAACGAACGCGCCUACCUCCAAAUCGCCCACCUCUCAUAGGAACACACCCUUCUCUAAAACGGACACACCCACCUCUAUUACGAACAUGCAGACGUCCAGUCCUAGCACACACACAUCUUCUGCGGAUACACAUAUCUUUACUAUUAGCACGCCAACCUCGGCUUCGAGCGUGCCAACCUCUAGUUCUGAUACACCCACCUCUAUUACGAGAACACCCACCACUACUACGGAAACGCCCAUCUCUUCUUUGAUCACGCCCAACUCUACUUUGAGUAUACACGCUUCUGAUACACACGAGUCACUUUCCAGAACUGUCCAAGAUGUCUCGACAACAGACACGCCCAGCGAAAGAGAAGAUAAAUAUUCUACACCCCAAUCGACUACCUCCACACAAGACACACAAUUCUUCACGAUAAAAACAACAAACCUAACAACUGACAAACCAACACCUACAACACUCAUGCUCUCCACAGGAGUACACGUGCAUACCCCAGUAGCAACAAUAAUUCCAUCCAAAACAUACACGCCCACAUCCACAGAGGGCCAGUCUACACCACAAGUAACUACCUCCACUCCAGACACACGUACAUCUACAAUGAAUGCGUCUAUAUUUACAUCGGAAACGGUCACCUUAAAAACUGACACAUCCACCCUUAAAACAGAUAUGUCCUCCAUGGCAACAUCCAUGGAUACACUUUCACCCACAUUCACUAUGCCCACAGACGGUCCUUCACAAACACCGUCAUCCACCGUAGAAACGUCCUUGAAAUCGAAUACACCCAUCAACAUUACCGACAAACUUACCUCUAAAAUGCCAAUUGCCUCCACAGCGACGCACCUACAUACCUCUACUGUGGCCAUACUUACAUCCGAAGCAGACACGCCCAUUUCCUUAGAGGACUCGCCAGAAAUACCUUCUUCUACAAAAGAGCCUUCUGCGAAAUCACAAACGCCCGUUUUCAUAACUGACACCCCUGCCUUUGAAACAUAUAGUCCCUCCUCAUUGACAAACGCGAAUGCUCCUACAACAGUCACACUUCCUUCUAAAACAGACACGCCCGUCGUAGGUACAUCUAUCAGAACAGACACCACGGUGUACACGCCCAACCCGACAACAAAGAGCAUAUCGCAAUUUGACAAAAUGACGACGAUCGCACGCUUAAUAGAUCAAACAGUGUUACCGAAAAGCGAAACUGCCACGAUGAAAGUACAACCAUCAACCAACAGCAUUGCAAUAAUAACAGCAUCUUCAACUAAAAUGCAACCUACAAAACUUUCUCCAACUGAGUCUGUAUUUGAGCCAAGCACCUUAAUCACAGAGUAUGCAACGACCGAACUUCACUCUCAAGACGCUAAUGUUGAGGAUAAUGUAACAACCGAACAAACAACACCUUUAGCCAAUUCUACACUGCAACACACACAGUAUUCUUCAGAGACACCAUCUUUGAAAAUCUCAACAACAGUUGAUGACAGGUAUAUCACGACAGGUAUUGUCACCUCAGAAACGCUUGAACUCUCCCCAUCUAGAGAAUAUUCAGAGACGACAAUCAAGUCAUCACCUUAUCCAUCUUCCCCUUCUGCAGAAGGUGUAACCACUGGGCCACAUCCAACGACAGACAGGUAUAGUGUUGUCACUGAUAUAGAAUACAUUUUGACGCAUGUCCCAGAGAUAGCACCUACAAAAGACACAACCGUCGAGGAGUCCACAACUGAUUUCAGGUCUGGUGCAACAAGUUUUGCCACACCUCGAUCGAAAACAAAGUUAACUAAGAAACCAACAGAUCAUCGUCGACUAAAAAAUAACACUUCAUCACGAAUUCCGACUACUACUAUGAUAAGUCCAACGUCUGUCGACAGCGUCACGAACGCCGUUGCCGGAAAUGCCUCUGUAUCGUCAACAUCAUCGUCAAAACCAACCGUUGGUUAUACAAAUAUAACUGACAUAGCGAUUCAUACUACGACAAUCGAUUCUCCAGAUAUGGCAAUGGUUGACCCAACUUUUGCAUCUGUAACAAAUCAAGAUUCAUCAAAAUAUCCAUUUUAUAGUACGUCAACCAUUUCAACCAAUGACAUGGUUUCUACAGAACGAUUUUCUAAAAAUAGCACAGAAAGUACAGUAAGAACUAGUGUGACGUCGCCAAAUGUCACGUUAACGGUUCCAUUGUCCUCAUCUUUGACGUCAUCGUCAACAUCCUUUUCUGAUGAUCCUACGGUCGGUACAUCUAUCGCAGUAAGACAACCGUCGGUUCUGCUGCGUAACCGUACAUUCUUUCCUAUAAGGACAAUGUCAUCGAGAAUUUGUUGGACGAAUAAACCAAAUGACGUGGAAACAUCUUGUAAAUGUGGCCGAGGGGAUUUGCCAAAACUACCAUCCAUAGAGGAUUAUUCAUGGACAAUCGCAUUUAGUAAUGGAAAAAUAGAUAAUUUACCCGUAAAAAUCGGCAUAUCCUAGCUUUUUUCGUUAUCUGUAUAGAUCCUGUUGAUGUUGGUUGUAUAUCUUUGUUGUCAUUCAGUAUUGUAAAAAAACAUAUAUAUAUUAUUUAUAAUUUGCCGUUUUAUGCCCUACAUUGUUGUCAAAUAGAAUUAGUUUAUUAUGUUUCACCUCUAUUAUAUUAAUGUUUCCAUCAUUUUCGUGUUAAUGCAGUAACAAGGAGUUCAAAAGCCGAAGGUGUGCAUUGCAGGCAGAAUGAAAAGACACAAACAAGGACAAUAUUCAGGAAUAUCUGUUGAAAUAUGAAUAAAGGAUUUACCUUCACCAUUAUUAUGAAUAUUAUAUCCUCACACAGGUAGUUGUCAUUUCAGAAUUUCAAUAAUCUUAUUGCACUUUGCCCUUGCCGCUAAAAUAUAAGCCUUCUUCUUGUAUCCUUUAAGUAUUAGUUUUUUAGUUUUCGUAGUUAUUGACGACUAAACAAGUUUUUUUUUGUAGGCAACAUCUGCCCUGAAAAAAACAAGCGGUUUUUAAUAAUAAAGAAAAGAAUAUAACAUGAACACUGUAAUUCAAUAAAAAUUAGAAAUUUAAAAAAGCACGGGCAUAUACAAACUUCACAGGUAUUUUUUUCUCUCAUUUCACUGAACAACAAUUAUGAUGCCUAACAUGGACAAUAUGCAAAUGUGUGAGUGAGAGGGUAUCUUACGUUUUUUCAUUACAUAUGAAUAUAGCGCUUAAUUAUGUUUAUAAGUGUUUUAUACUAUUACCCCGGCUUUAGCACGGCUACCCUGAUCGGAAGCUCGAGCAUUCAAGGAAUAUUGAUGAAACACCCCUGGGUACCCAUUUACUCACCUGGGUAGAGAGUGGCAAAUAUAGAUAAACGCCUUGCAAAAGGACGCGAGUGUUACUGUUGGAUUUGAACCCCCGACCUUGCGAUUCAAAGUCAUAUCUUUAAUUUUUCGUUUAUUUGGUAGAACAGAAUCGUUGUUUUUUAAAGUAAAAUUCAAUGAUGAUUAAACCUGUUCCAUGUGGAAUGAAAAGUUUCUGAAAUUCGAUAUGAAAGAAUACAUGUACCAAUAGAAUAGUAAGCGAGUCUUCUCCUUAGUCAUUUUCAUACCGUCCAUAUUACGCGCGUCAAUAUUUUCAGAAAUCACCAUCACAGUUUGGAAUGACACUAACAUUUCUUUGCAUUCCAAAUUGAUGACAUUGUCGGUAUCAUACUUGCAAAGUAAGUGAUAAAUCGAACGUUAGUCCCACAAAAGGGUUCACUGCUGAAUGCUGAGUUGAAUUAUCACUCUCAUUCCUCAUUCUCAGUCUCUUUGUAUUAUUUCGUGUAUUGAAGGAUCAAUUAGUUUAAAACAAUAAAUCUAUUCUUUUAUUUUGCAGGA
This is a messenger RNA of Lytechinus variegatus (green sea urchin), 5486 nucleotides long. RefSeq lists its product as uncharacterized. Gene Ontology annotation, cellular component: membrane. Gene Ontology annotation, biological process: Notch signaling pathway; cell communication; multicellular organism development. The coding region runs from base 838 to 4122 and encodes 1094 amino acids. NCBI's taxonomy places the organism in Eukaryota, Metazoa, Echinodermata, Echinoidea, Temnopleuroida, Toxopneustidae. The record is from RefSeq and is a predicted model, not a curated record. The transcript has 6 exons.